UCUGUGGGCGAGCAGCUCGACUUUUGGCUCUUCUGACGGUGGGAACCAUGGCUUUGCACCGUUUAUGUGGAAUGUUCGUUUUCCUCUGUGUAUGCCUGAUUUCAUUAACACAACAUUGCGAUGGAGGAAACAUCCUAGUUUUCCCUGUAGAUGGCAGCCAUUGGGUGAAUAUGAAAAUCCUGCUAGAAGAGCUUCAUGCCAAAGGACACAGCCUCACUGUGAUCAGGGCCUCCAAGAGCUGGUACAUCCCAAAAAAGUCUGAUCUUUACACAUCCAUUACAAUUGAAAUUGGUGAAGACGGAGACAACUUCUUCGAGGUUUACCUUCAGGAGCAUAUGAAGGCACAGAGAGAAGGGGCUUCACUGAUGACUUUCUUCAAACUCACCAAGGAUUUUCUUUCUAUGAUUUCUCAGGCUCAUUCACUGUGGUCUGAGGUUGCCACAAAUAUUUUUGAUGAUCAAAAUAUGAUCAAAAGACUAAUAGAUUCCCAGUAUGACCUUGUCCUCACGGAUCCAGCCAUGGCACCAGGGGUUGUGCUAGCCAAAUAUCUCAAACUCCCCUUGGUGCUCAAUGUACGCUGGAUCACCAGUGGAGAAGGCCACUUUGUGUUAGCCCCCUCACCACUCUCUUACAUCCCAGUACCAGGAUCUGGCUUAACAGACAAAAUGAGUUUCAUCCAGAGGAUCAAGAACAUAUUUUUCUAUAGCAUUGUUUUGUUCCAGCAGAAAUUCUUGGUGGGGCCAGUCUAUGAUGCCAUCUGUGAUAAGUAUAUUGAUGGUGGAUGUGACAUCAUCUCACUUCUUCAGGAAGCAGACAUUUGGCUCUUCAGGUCAGAUUUUGUGUUUGAGUUCUCUCGGCCCACUAUGCCAAAUGUUGUCUACAUAGGAGGAUUCCAGUGCAAACCAGCUCAGCCUCUGCCAGCGGAGCUGGAGGAGUUUGUUCAGAGUGCUGGGCAGCAUGGAGUGAUUAUCAUGACUCUGGGAACUUUAGUUAAUGCUUUGCCCGAAGAGGUUACAGAUGAAAUUGCCAGCGUCUUUGCCAAGAUGCCUCAGAAGGUGAUAUGGAGGCACAAAGGAAAGCGUCCCUCUACCUUGGGACACAACACUCUAGUAGUGGACUGGAUGCCACAGAAAGACCUUCUGGGUCACCCACAGACCAAAGUCUUUGUAGCUCAUGGAGGAACUAAUGGUGUCCAGGAGGCCAUUUACUAUGGUGUCCCUGUGCUCGGCAUACCCUUGUUCUUUGACCAGUAUGACAACCUUCUGCGUUUGCAGGAGAGAGGAGCUGGACAGAUCAUUCAGCUAGCUGAUGUUAAUGGUCACAAUUUUGAGAAAGCUCUUCACAAAUUGCUCCAUCAAGAGAGCUACAGGCAGAACAUGCAAAGACUGUCACAUUUGCACAGAGAUCAGCCAAUAACACCCAUGGAGCAGGCCGUCUUCUGGGUAGAAUAUGUGAUGCGCCACAAAGGGGCUCCUCACCUGCGUACAGAGGCUUACAAGAUGCCCUGGUACUCAUACUACAGUUUAGAUGUUCUUCUUCUAUUGCUGUCUGUAGUCAGUGCUCUGCUCCUCUCUAUUUUUGCUAUUUUUAGAUGUUUGUGUUGCCAAAGAAGAAGAAAGAUAAAAACCAAACAAAGCUAAUUAAAGCCAUACUUUAUUAGAAAUAAUUCUCUAAAGCAUUGCAUU
Archocentrus centrarchus (flier cichlid) is the source of this 1685-nucleotide messenger RNA. It is a transcript of the gene ugt5d1, whose product is annotated as UDP glucuronosyltransferase 5 family, polypeptide D1. The transcript is spliced from 4 exons. Bases 48 to 1640 code for a protein of 530 amino acids. Gene Ontology annotation, molecular function: UDP-glycosyltransferase activity. The record is from RefSeq and is a predicted model, not a curated record. NCBI's taxonomy places the organism in Eukaryota, Metazoa, Chordata, Actinopteri, Cichliformes, Cichlidae.